This is a messenger RNA of Brachypodium distachyon (stiff brome), 2732 nucleotides long. Its product is annotated as cell division cycle protein 48 homolog. The transcript is spliced from 3 exons. Bases 305 to 2713 code for a protein of 802 amino acids. NCBI's taxonomy places the organism in Eukaryota, Viridiplantae, Streptophyta, Magnoliopsida, Poales, Poaceae. Gene Ontology annotation, molecular function: polyubiquitin modification-dependent protein binding; ATP binding; ATP hydrolysis activity. Gene Ontology annotation, cellular component: nucleus; cytosol; VCP-NPL4-UFD1 AAA ATPase complex. Gene Ontology annotation, biological process: retrograde protein transport, ER to cytosol; mitotic spindle disassembly; autophagosome maturation. The record is from RefSeq and is a predicted model, not a curated record.
GAACCGACUCGAACACUAAAACCAUAGUACUCGCAGAGCUCGGACGGAAGCCGAUCGAUCGAGAGGGGAUUCCAUCUGGGACAAGAUGGGAAGUUAACGUAGCGAUGCCGUCUCGUACUCCCAUAUGUCGGUACGCCGGGCCGACGUCACGUAUAUAUAUUCCACCGCCACAUCGCAAAACCCCUCGACUCGAAACUAAACCCUAUGCGGCAGACAAUCGAUCGAUUUUAGAGCAGAAGACGCCCGGAUCGGCAGAAGCUUGAUCGAUCUCGGCAACCCUUCAGGCAAGCUUAACUAGAUAGGCAUGGAUCAAGACCAAGACAUGGGCAGCAGCGGCGGCAAGAAGGACUACAGCACGGCGAUCCUGGAGCGGAAGAAGGCGCCGAACCGGCUGUUGGUCGACGACGCCGAGGGCGGCGAGCCCCUGGACAACUCCACGGUGUUGCUGAGCCCGGGCACCAUGGAAGCGCUGAGCCUCUUCAAGGGCGAGCCGGUGACCCUCCGGGGCAAGCGCCGGCGCGACACGGUGUGCUACGCCGUGUCGGACGAGUCGUGCCCGGACUCCAAGGCGCGCGUCAGCCGCGUCGUCCGCGCCAACCUCCGCCUCCACCUCGGCGACCUCGUCACCGUCAACCGCUGCCCCGACCUCCCCAACGCCAAGCGGAUCCAAGUCGUCCCCUUCGAGGACUCCGUCCAGAACAUCACCGGCGACCUCUUCGAAGCCUACCUCAACCCCUACUUCACUGAUGCGUUCCGGCCGGUGCGCAAGGGCGACCGCUUCGUGGUGCGCGGCAACUUGCACCCCGUGGAGUUCAAGGUGGUGGACACGGACCCCGGCGACCGCGUCAUCGUGGCCAACGACACCGCCGUGCACGGCGAGUUCGAGAAGCUGCUGAAGCGCGAGGACGAGGAUAGGCUGGACGGCCCGGGCUACGACGACGUGGGCGGCGUCCGCAAGCAGCUGGCCCAGAUCCGCGAGCUGGUGGAGCUGCCGCUGCGCCACCCCAAGCUGUUCCAGACGCUGGGAGUGAAGCCUCCCAAGGGCAUCCUGCUCUACGGCCCGCCCGGCACCGGCAAGACGCUCCUCGCCCGCGCCAUCGCGGCCGAGACGGGCGCCAACUUCAUCGUCGUCAACGGGCCGGAGAUCAUGUCCAUGAUGUCCGGGCAGAGCGAGGCCAACCUGCGCAAGGUGUUCGAGGACGCGGAGGCGCAGGCGCCGUCCAUCGUGUUCAUGGACGAGAUCGACGCCAUCGCGCCCAACCGCGACAAGACCCACGGCGAGGUGGAGCGGCGCGUGGUGUCGCAGCUGCUCACGCUCAUGGACGGCCUCCGCCCGCGAGCGCAGGUCGUCGUCAUCGGCGCCACCAACCGCCCCAACAGCCUCGACCCGGCGCUGCGCCGCUUCGGCCGCUUCGACAAGGAGCUCGACAUCGGCGUGCCCGACGAGGUCGGCCGCCUCGAGAUCCUCCGCAUCCACUCCAAGGACAUGCCGCUCUCGGACGACGUCGACCUCGAGCGCAUCGGCAGGGACACGCACGGCUUCGUCGGCGCCGACCUGGCCGCGCUCUGCUCCGAGGCCGCCUUCCAGUGCAUCCGCCAGAAGAUGGACGUGAUCGACCUCGAGGAAGAAACCAUCGACGUGGCGGCGCUCCAGUCCAUGACCGUCACCAUGGGCGACCUCAAGCACGCCAUGGAGGUGACCAAUCCGUCGGCGCUGCGCGAGACGGGGCUGGUGGAGGUGCCCAAGGUGUCGUGGGAGGACGUGGGGGGCCUGGAGGACGUCAAGCUGGAGCUCCAGGAGACGGUGCAGUACCCGGUGGAGCACCCGGAGAUGUUCGAGAAGUUCGGCAUGGAUCCGUCCCGUGGCGUGCUCUUCUACGGCCCGCCAGGCUGCGGCAAGACGCUGCUGGCGAAAGCCAUCGCCAGGGAGUGCAAGGCAAACUUCAUCAGCGUCAAGGGGCCCGAGCUGCUCACCAUGUGGAUCGGCGAGAGCGAGCACAACGUCCGGGACCUGUUCGACAAGGCGCGGCAGUCGGCGCCCUGCGUGCUCUUCUUCGACGAGCUCGACUCCAUCGCCGUCAAGCGCGGCCAGAACGUGGGCGACGCCGGCGGCACCUCGGACCGGGUGCUCAACCAGCUGCUCACGGAGAUGGACGGGAUCAACGCCAAGAAGACGGUGUUCGUCAUCGGGGCCACCAACCGCCCCGAUAUCCUCGACCCGGCGCUGCUCAGGCCGGGCCGGCUCGACCAGCUCAUCUACAUCCCGCUCCCCGACGAGCCCUCGCGGCUGCAGAGCUUUAAGUCGUGCCUGCGACGCUCGCCCGUCUCCCGCCGCGUCAACCUGCCCGACCUGGCGGCCUCCACGGCCGGGUUCAGCGGCGCCGACAUCACCGAGAUUUGCCAGCGCGCGUGCAAGCUCGCGGUGCGCGACGUCAUCCAGAAAAGCACCCUGGUCGGCAAGGCCGUGGCCAUGGCCGGCGCCGAGAUCACCCGGGAGCACUUCUUGGGGGCCAUGAAGCACGCCAGGAGGAGCGUCAGCGACCUCGACGUGCUUAGGUACGAGUGCUAUGCGCAGAAGUUCAGGCAAGGCGGGAGCUUCGAGGAGGCGGCGGCAGCGGCGCCGAAGGUGGAGCCGGUGGUGCCGGAGGGGCACUUGAUGCUGAAGGCGGCGGAGGACGCCGACGCUGCCAUGGACGAUGACUUGCUGUAUUAGUCUGCAGGAUUUAAUUACA